Molecule: messenger RNA, 1983 nt
Organism: Ciona intestinalis (vase tunicate)
Lineage: Eukaryota; Metazoa; Chordata; Ascidiacea; Phlebobranchia; Cionidae
Source: RefSeq, a predicted model, not a curated record
AAGCGCUGAUUGCUUUUUCAUUUAGAAGUUUUAGCAAUUUUGUUGUAUGUUUUAGCGUAUUAUUGCAUACCAGCAUAAUAAGAAAUAAAUACCAUGCAGUCAGCAAGUAAAAGUUAAAACUCAAAGCCUGUCAGUUUUAAAAAAAUUAACUAGACGCAUGUGAAAUAGUUGGCAAUGCUGUCUGUUAUAUUGGCGUUUUUCGUUUUAAUUCUUGCAACUUAUUUCUUAUGGAAUUCAAGGAAACGACAGCAGCGGGAUGGAGAACCAAACAUUGUACCUUACUCAAUUCCAUAUCUCGGCAGUUCACUACCGUUUUAUAAAGACCCAGUUAAGUUCUUGAAGGAAUGUGAGGAAAAGUACGGAAGCGUGUUUACGUUGUUUAUGGGCGGCCAAUACUUCACGUUUGUUACCGACCCGUUCGUUCAACACAUUAUCGUGAAAGAAAAGAAAGUUUUAAGAUUCCGGAACUGCUUACCACCCGUGCUUAAACAUGCAUUUGAUUAUUACCCGACAGCUGUCGAUGACGAAAUGAUGAAACUGACCCACCAUUAUUUCCAGGGCAAGCCAUUAGGUUUGUUGGUCAAGCAAAUGAACAGAAAUAUACAGAAGUGGAUUCUGGACGGGAAUCAGGGGGAUGCUGGGGAUAAAUGGGAAACAGUCGGACUUCUGUCGUUGGUGCAAAGGGUUAUGGGUUCUGCAAGUUUUGUGAGCCUAUUCGGAGAAAACCCAAAAGCAAGCGACACACUCGACGUUCAACGGCAGCUAUUGAAUUUUCUAACAGUUUUCCCUUCUCUACUUAGAGGGCUGCCGCUUUCGUUGAUAACAAGAUCGAGAGAAUAUCGCCAAGACUUGUGGAAGUCAUUAACUAAAAGUAAAGUAACUAAAAGAAAGGAAAUCUUCCCGAUAAUUGAUGAGAUCGUUACCUUACAUGAACAGAAUGGGGAAAAUAAGUUGUUGCCGAAACGUUUGCUUCCCGUUCUAGUUGCAAGCCAGGUUAACACAAACCCCUCGAGUUUCUGGAUCCUGUAUUACCUGUUAAAGAAUUCCGAAGCCCUCGCCGCAGUCAAAGAUGAAAUGGAAAAGGUUUUACAAGAACGAAGUAAAAACCCGGGCAAUAACUUUGUCUGCUUUACGAAAGAAGAAAUGGAAACAAUGACGACUUUAGAAAGCGCUAUCAACGAAUCCUUGCGGCUUUCAAUAUCCGGGGGUAUGCUUCGUAAAGCUGCGACAGAAUACCGCCUUGAGAUACCAGACUACGGUCAAACUUAUACGAUCCGUGAGAACGACAUGGUAUUAGUAUGGACGCAAGUUAACCAGAUGGACCCAGAAAUAUUCGAAGAGCCAGAGGUUUUCAAGUACGAUCGGUUUCUUAACGAAGACGGGAGUUUGAAAACAAAUUUCUAUAAAGACGGAAAACUCGUGAAAUAUGCCUUCCAACCGUUUGGUGAUGGUUCAAGUAAAUGCCCUGGAAGAUACUGGGCCGUCUUAGAACUCAAGCAACUGGUUGUCAACAUGUUGUUGUACUACGAUAUUAAACUGAUUGAUUCGCAAGAGAUUAAAAUGGAUAAGGGGAGAGUCGGCCUGGGAGCUCUGAACCCAACCAAGGACGCCUUGAUGAGCAUCCGUCGAAAACCCUUGUGUUGAAACUUUGUUGAAAACCUAAAAAAAUUAGUUAGAUUGUACAUUUAUAAGGUUUAACGUAAGGCUUACCAUUAAAUUCAAUGCUUCAUUUGCACAAUGAUACAGCUUUGCGCUUGGUAAAAUGUAUAUGAUGUACUUUUUGAAGUUUGCAAGUAACUGCAAGCUUAUUGUACACUCAACAGGUUUAACAGAAGUCUUACCUUUUUGAACACAUUGUUUCAUUUGCACAGCAAUUAAGCUUUGCGCUUGUAAAAGUUAUUUCUGCACUUUUAAAUACUUUUAAACGUAAAAUGUCCUGCACUGAUACAAAAUCUAUAUGAUUUAUUAAAUAUAAACUACAAG